AUGGAGACAACAACAGCCACACCAAGGGAACUCAACGAAGACGACCUCGCCUUUCUAGAACGCUACAGCGCGUUUAGGCGUUCCCAGCACGCUGGUGGCGAGGAGCCGUCACAGGACCAGGAACGGACCCGCCUCCGUCAGCACAUCCUCCACCUAUGGACCACCUGCCUGGCUGAGCUCCUCACCAAGGAGCGCUUCUUCGGCCACGUCAAGUUCAUGUCCAUACUCGAAGACAUGGUGAAAGAGGGCCAGCGUCCCGCCAUUCCCGAUUCAUGCAUCCCCUCCUACAAGCAGCUCAUCGAGCGCUGUUGGGCUCAAGUGCCUGAGGAGCGACCGUCGUGCAAGGAGAUCGUGGAGCGUAUCAACGCUAUCAUCCAGGGCGUGUGUCCCGACAUCGCCACCUACGACGCCGACGCCGACGCCACGUUCAAGGCCAAGCUGGAACGCGAGGCCGAGCUCCGACUGCGGCACGACAAGCAGCUCAGGCAGAAGCGACAACAAAAAGUGCGAGCUGCGCAGCGGGUCAACGUCAACGUUCGGGCCGUGGGCGCUGCAGAGCCGAAGACGCAAGGGCUCUUCGCCCAUGUGUGGAACGGCGCCGUGCUGCACGUGCUCACCGAGGAGAAGGUGGAGGCUCUCUUGCGCGCCGUGUAUUCUAUGCUGCGGCCCGGCGGGUCAUACUUCGGUGACUGCGUCGGCACCAGCGCCGAGCCGGGGCAAUGGGAACCCCCGCUGCGCAACCGCACAACUGGGUACCAUCACUCGAGCGAGUCGCUCAAGCAAACGCUGGAACGCAUAGGCUUUGAAGAGGUGGAGGUGCGCGGAGUGAAGCUUGAUCUGCCGGGACUCACAGCCCCGCCGGACCGCUUGUUCCUGUGCUUCUCCGCAAAGAAGCCGCAGUAA
Molecule: messenger RNA, 903 nt
Organism: Acanthamoeba castellanii str. Neff
Lineage: Eukaryota; Discosea; Longamoebia; Acanthamoebidae
Exons: 6
Coding region: 1-903 (300 amino acids)
Biological process (GO): protein phosphorylation
Molecular function (GO): protein kinase activity
Source: RefSeq, a predicted model, not a curated record